CGAUAUUAAAAUAAAUAAAUUCAGGAGUCAAUUAAUUUACGGGGAGAGAGGAAAAACGAAGGGGAACAAAAAAAAAAAGGGGAUAUGGUAGGCGGACGCGGCGGAGUUGGCGGUGGUGGUAAUAGAGCGGAGGCGGAUCGGUGGCUUGUAACAUCGGAAAAGCUUCUAGCGUCUAGUGAUCUGCAAGGAGCGAAGACAUUUGCGAUCCGCGCAUGCGAAGCUGACCCGACCCGAGCAGAAGCAGCGGACUACAUCCUCGCAAUCUGCGACAUUCUUCUCGCCGGAGAGACUCGUUUAGGUGAUUCUAACUUGCCGGACUGGUACGCCGUUCUUCGACUCGGUCGAUUAGCUCAAAACCCUGAACACGUCGCGACUCAGUAUCGUAGACUCGCUCUUCUCCUCAAUCCUUCCGUUAAUCGUCUCCCAUUCGCCGAUCGAGCGUUUAAAAUCGUCUCCGAUGCUUGGUUCGUUCUCUCUGAUCCGUCCAAGAAGUCAUUCUACGACCGAGAAUUGCAACUGAGUCAAAUCGGUCAAUCUGGUUUCCAUCCCCAAACCCAAUCGCAUCAAAAUUUCCAGUGGAAUCCCACCACCGUAUUUCCGCCACAGGCUGGGACCUCGACGGAUCCUAUGGCGACGAGCUUCUGGACUGCUUGCCCUUACUGUUUUGUUCUCUUUGAGUACCCUAAGGCUUACGAAGAAUGUACUUUGAAAUGUCAAGAAUGUAGAAGAGCGUUUCAAGCUGUGACGAUACCAAAACCUCCGGUAGACGAUGGGAAAGACGACGAAGACGUUUACUUUUGCUCAUGGGCUUUGUUUCCAUUAGGGUUUUCCGGUGAAUUUAAAACCCCAAGUUGGUCACCUAUUUCACCUCUAUUUGCCUGUCCUCUGCAAAAGGUGGAUGAUGAAACAAGGAAGAGAAAGGAACCGGGUCCUCCUAGGAUUUACUAUGAUGAUGAUGACAUAUAUGUUGCGAUUUCGGAUGAAGAUGACGCUGGUGAUGAUGAUGAUUGGCAAGAUGUGGUACAAGUGAAUAAGAAGGCGAAUGCUGGGAAAGGGAAAGAAACAUCUGUGAGAAGUAACAAGAAACAUGGAGUUGAGACAGUCCAAAAUGUAGAAAGUAUCAGUAGUGCUAGCAAUCACGCGCUUUCGGAUGCUGCGGUUGGUUCCUCAUCCGGGGUUAUGUCUAAACCAGGGAGUUAUAUUACUAGAAAACGAAUGGGAACAGGAGCUAAGAACCUGGGGAGGUUGGAUUUGAAUGUGGAGUUUAGUAAUGAAGUGGAAGAGCCUGGUGUGGCAGGUGGGAGAAAUGAAGGCAAUGGGAUCGGAAGUAACAGGGAGGUAGAUCAUAUGGAAGGGAUUGGGUUCUUUGAGGGACUUGAUGAAUUCUUGAAUAGUUUGCCAAUACUUUCUGUUGUUGGAGAUGAUAAGAUCAAGGCUACUUAGUGAAGUUUCUUUUGUUGCACAAGAAUUCUGUUCCUCCAAGGCUCCAACUCAAAAGGCCAGAGUGCAAAUUGCAAAAUAUAGGUGGUUCAUUCACUAGAAUUUUUUUUGUGUUGUUUCACUAGAAUUUUUUUUGUGUUGUUUGAUUUCUGGACCAACAAACGGAGAGGUAAACUGACAACACACAUUGCUUGCUUCAUUCAUCCUUGAUGCUUUGUAAGGUAAGGAAAAGAAGUAAGCUUUUUGUCAAGAAUUUCGUGAUGGUGUCUAUUGUCUAAGGUAAAGAGACCUACACUGCUUUGUAGAGACUCUUUUUGUGUAGUCAUUGUAGCUAGGUAUUCUCACUUACCUGUAAUGAGAGUCUGCAGAAUCAAGAAGAUGCAGAAGCUAUCUUGUGCUCGUUAUCUGGCUUUUACACGCUCCAGACUUCCAGUUGUGCUGCAGUGAAGGUUCCAUUGUCUAUUCAUAAAAGCUUGUUCAAGAUGAAACUUUUAGGCUCUAAAUGUUCAUGAAUAAUCUGUUAUUCUCUAAUUGUGAUGAAGAAAGGUUCGUUGUAUCUGUCUU
Messenger RNA from Arabidopsis lyrata subsp. lyrata, 2004 nucleotides. RefSeq lists its product as uncharacterized. The transcript has 2 exons. The coding region runs from base 85 to 1443 and encodes 452 amino acids. NCBI's taxonomy places the organism in Eukaryota, Viridiplantae, Streptophyta, Magnoliopsida, Brassicales, Brassicaceae. The record is from RefSeq and is a predicted model, not a curated record.